GUCUUCGCGCCGCUUAUCAAAGCAGGCAUACUCGAACUCUAUGUCGACGAUGUGAUCGUCCAUUCCAAGGACCUCAACGACCACCACAAGCAUCUCAAGAUGACAUUCGAUCUGCUACGCAAGCACGGUGUCUAUCUGAACGACAAGAAACCACAGUUGUGYAAGACAUCCGUCGUCUAUGGCGGUCACAUACUCUCUGGCGAGGGCAUCAAGAAGUUGCACAGCAACGUCCAGGCUAUCAUGGAGAUGCCCAUCCCGUCCACAGUCAGAGAACUCAGAGCAUUCCUUGGCGCAUGUCAACACUACGCCAAGUUCCUCGAUGGAUGCAAGGAUGCGUUCGCGCGUCUCACGAGUCUAGUCUCCAACAAGUUCACCAGACUCAAGCUGUCCGAGGAGCAUCGGAAAGACUUCCAAACCAUCCGCACUGCGUUGUGCAGCGACACAUGUCUGAUUGUGCCGCGCAAGGAAGUCCCUCUGAGGGUAUACACGGACGCGAGCGACUUUGGUACAGGUUUACUGAUCGCUCAAGAGGACGCCAACGCGAAUCUCAGACCGGUGCUGUUCGACAGCAAGAAGUUCAACCCGGCCCAGAGAGCCUACGACACACGUGAUCGUGAACUACUCGGUUUGAUCAACUGCCUUAAGAAGUAUCAACACUUGCUGAGGGACAAGCCAUUCAUCUGGUACACCGACCACAAGAACCUGUUGUACGAGGCCAACCUGGAGUCGCGUCCGGCCCGUGUCCAACGUUGGUACGAGAUCAUCUCCAACUUCUCUUUCGCCACUCAAUACAUCGAAGGAAAGUCCAACUGCAUGAGCGACUACCUCUCACGCACGCCAAGGUUCUGGAACCCUUGGGACGACGACUUUAUUGUCACCGUCAAACAGUCGUGCGCCGAUCUCAAGAACGUGCCCAAACACGUCAAGAAGUGGUUUGACAAGCUCAAGACCAGAGGUGACGUCGUCUGCCACGACGGCCUCUACUUCUUCGUUGAUGGUGAGAAGGUCAGGAUGGUCAUCAUCGACCCUGAACACAUCGCAAGAGUGCUCAAGGAUACACAUGGUCUCGAACAUAUAGGAAUCAACAGACUCUUCGACAAAGUCUCAUCAUUGUACAUUUGGCAUGGUAUGUCCAAGUCAGUCACCGACUACAUCGCCAAGUGUGUCACUUGUCAGAAGAACACUAUCAAGUCGGUCAAGGACGGAUUCCUCAACUCUCUUCCCAUCCCAGAUCGUCCGUUCUCGCAAUGGUCGAUCGACUUCAUGUCACCUGGCGUGGCCGCUGACGGCCACGACAACUUACUCGUCGUAGUGUGUAGGUACUCCAAGAUGGUCAAGAUCAUCCCCUGCCACUUGACAGUUGAUGCAGAGACUUCUGCCAAGCUGCUCGUCGACAAGGUCGUCUCAGUCUGGGGCGCGCCGACGGACAUUGUCUCUGACCAGGACGCUCGCUUCACCAGCGACGUGUGGACUCACAUCAUGAAGACCAUUGGAGCCGGCUCAAGCAUGACGCAGCCCGGACGCGCAAAUGGAGACGGUCAGACAGAACGCCUUAAUAGAGCUAUCCUCGAGACUAUCAGGAAGAUGGUCGCUGACAAGCGCGAUUGGCCAGCAUGGAUCCCUAUGAUCGAGUCCGCCAUCAACAACAACGUCAACUCGUCGACUGGUUUCACCCCAAGUCAAAUUGUUUUUGGUUUUGAACCACGCAUGCCUUGGAACGCCGGUCAAGUCACUUUCAAAGACUACAAGGUCUGCCAAGACAUGUAUCGCAAGAUGGCCGCUUCCAACAUGUUGGACGCGCAGAUCAGACAAGCCAUCCAGCACGACAAAGGUAGACGUGACGUGAUGCCAUACAAGGUAGGCGACAUUGUGCUUGUUAAGCGCAGCGCCUUCGACAGUUCCAAGCCUGGUGGCGACGCUGCAGACAUCGCCAAACUUCAG
Molecule: messenger RNA, 1941 nt
Organism: Acytostelium subglobosum LB1
Lineage: Eukaryota; Evosea; Eumycetozoa; Acytosteliales; Acytosteliaceae
Exons: 1
Biological process (GO): DNA integration
Molecular function (GO): nucleic acid binding
Source: RefSeq, a predicted model, not a curated record